Messenger RNA from Tetrahymena thermophila SB210, 1833 nucleotides. RefSeq lists its product as hypothetical. NCBI's taxonomy places the organism in Eukaryota, Ciliophora, Oligohymenophorea, Hymenostomatida, Tetrahymenidae. The record is from RefSeq and is a predicted model, not a curated record. The transcript has 5 exons.
UAAUUAUACAAAAAGAAGCAAAAAUUAAAUACUAAUUAUAUAUAUACUAAUUUAACAAAAAUUCUAAGAAUUAAAUUAUAAAGGAAGUAGAUGAUUCGUAAAAAUAAUACAUAGAUAGAUUCAUCUAAAGGGAGCGAUUAUUUUUUAAAUAACAAUAGCACUUUUAUUACAAACUCCAAUGGAUCUAUCAAGGCUCAAAAAAAUAUAUUUUUAUCUUAAAAUAAAAACUUAAAGUAGAUAGAAAAUCAUUAAUAAAGAUCAUUACAGAAUCAUGGGUUAAAAGUAAGGAUUUAGACAACAGACAUGAAUACUAAAAACAAAAUUAAGAUAGGUAAUAAUUUUUUAUCUACGAGAGAAAGCAAAAAGGACUAUUCACCAUCUAAUAAAUUGAACGUUUAAAUGAAAUAGAAGAAAUUGCCUUAUUUGCUUAAAUAAAAUUACAACAGUAAAAAUAAAAAAGAUCAAGCUAAUUUACAUGUUUAAAUUAAUAAUUAACUAUCUUAGAGUAAUGGAAGAAUUACUCAUAGAUUUUCAGGAUUGAAAUAAAGCAAUUCUGAAAAAACUAUUAAGAAACCAGAUAAUUAUGAAUAGUCCUAAGUUUUUUUCAAGAGUAGGAGAAUGGCAACUAUUCAGCAAAAGAGAGAAUAGAAAAUAUAUUAUUUAAAGGAUACUUUUUAAAAGAUGCAAGAAUUAUAUGAUGCUGAAAAAUAUAGAAAAUAAAAUACAAAUACAGUGUUAAAGGAUGAGCUAAUAUAAACUGCUACUAGAAUUUUAGAUUCAUAAAGUAGUGGGUCAAGUGAUUAAUUGAGCUAGUAUGAGCAAAAGCAUAGACAAAAGCAAGCAACAACCGACUAAGAAAUAGUUGAACCUUAGUCAUCUGUGUUCUUUAAGCACUUGAGAAAUGGAAAUUUGUAAGCUGUGCUACAAUAAUAGCACUAAUAGAAUAAUAAAUAAAAAAUGAAAUAUAAAAAAGUUAAUCUUAAUCAAUUAAGAGUUUAAUAUAGCCCUUUGACCUAGAAAGAUCACCCACUUCCUAUUGAAUUGCAUACUUUCGAUGAAAUAUAAAAUACUUUAUCAGGAAAGAGUAAAAAAUUUUUAAUAAAUAACUAUAAAUCAGAAAAGCUAGGUUUACAAAUGAAAGUAAACACUCAGGCAGAUAAUUUUAUGGAUUAAAUUAGUUAAGCUUACAGCAAAUACUACAAGCAAAAAGAAUUAGAUUAGAGCUCUUAUUCCAAAGAAGCUGAAAGUACUAUGACAAAAAUUUCAACCAUGAAUAAAAUAGGUACUUUAAAUUAAUUAAAUGAUAACUACAUGGAUUAAGAUUAGGAAAGGAAAAAAAAAAAGUUAGGAGGAAAUUAUAACAACUUUCAUUAUAAAAGAAAUUAGAUAACAAUAUCUGAUAUAAGUGAAAUAGAUGAUAUUCAUAUUUAAGAUAUUCCAAUUGUUGAAUCAAAAGCUAAUUUAGUCUCUAACCAAAACAAAAAAUAGAAAAAUAAAAAGGAAGAGAACAAGCUGCUAAAAUUAAUAAAUAUUUACUAAAAAAGAGAAACAGAAGGAGAGAAAUAACCUGAAGUAUAGCAAUUUAUAAAUCUAAAAAGAAACAAACUUGAAGGUACUUGGCCACACAAAGAAUAGAAUUAAGGAGAUAAUUCAUUUCAUUCAUUCACAGAGGCAUAACUAGAUACAUAUUACAAUCACAGCCAAUCUAUAUAAAAGAAUAUAAUAGAUGAUCCAAAUAUUCAGAAAUCAAUCAAGAAUUUGCUCAAGCUAGAAUAUUUUUUUAACAAAACAAAUAAACUUGCAAAAAAUAAGAUAGGAACAUCUAGAAGGUGA